AAGAGGCUGAGGGAUUGGAGGAGAGAGGAGCAGAUGCAGUGUGGGACCACUAACCUGAUGGAAUGACACACCACCUUGACUCUCACACUGACUCCACCCCCACAGCCCCUCGGUGGAUAAAUAACCAAGCGGCACCAGAAGAUUUUUCUACACUUUGAGACAGAAAUCCCAAGAUCUCAUCGGCAAAUCACAACCGCCGGGAACAACUUUUUUUUCUGUGUUAUUGAAUUCAAAGUAAGUACUAUUUCAGAUGAACAUGCCCAGAUCCGCCUUCAUGGCUUGGACUUGCUACCUGCUUCUCGGGGCCGUGUUUGAGUGGACUCUGGCAGCCGAGGCGGGUAAGAGGCAGUACCAGAUCCAGAACGGAGCGUGCAGCUACACCUUCCUGCUGCCCCAGGAGGACAGCUGCCAACAAUCCUCCAGUAGCUACAAGAACCUGGCCCAGAAGGACGACCCGGCAGACUAUGACGAGUCUUUCGAAAGGCUGGAGCAGCUGGAGAACAUCAUGGAGAACAACACACAGUGGCUCCUCAAGCUAGAGAACUACAUUCAAGACAGCAUGAAGCAGGAGAUGUUCCACAUGCAGCAGAGUGCUGUCCAGAACCACACGGCCACCAUGAUUGAGAUUGGAACCAACCUGCUCAGUCAGACCGCUGAACAAACACGGAAGCUGACCAACGUGGAGGCACAGGUAAUAAAUCAUAGCACUCGGCUCGAACGAAAGUUGCUUGAGAACUCAAUUUCAACCAACAAGCUGGAGAAAGAACUCAUCGUCCAAACCAAUGAGAUCAGCAAGCUGAAUGACAAAAACAGCUUCCUGGAGAAGCGGGUGGGUGACAUGGAGCAGCAGAGGCAGCUGGAGCUGAAGACGGUUCAGCGGGAGAAGGAGCAGCUCCAGACGGUCAUCGCGGGCCAGACGGCCAUCAUCGGCGAGCUGCAGCACCAGCUGCUCCACGUCUCCUCCAACAACACCGCCCUGCAGCGCCAGCAACAGGAGCUGCUGGACACCGUCAACAGCCUGGCGCAGAGCUUCUCCACGGGCGCCGUCGGAGAGAGCAAAGCCAGAAUGAUGCAGGACACACCGUCCACAUUCAGGGACUGCGCCGCCGUGUUCAAGUCCGGCAACAGAGAGAGCGGCGUUCAUGCACUCACACUCCCCAACACAACGCAGGAGGUGAAGGCUUUCUGUGACAUGGAGACCGAGGGCGGGGGCUGGACCACCGUACAGAAGAGGUUUGACGGACGCGUUGACUUCCAUCGGACGUGGAAAGAGUACAAAAUGGGAUUCGGAGACCCUGUGGCUGAGUACUGGUUAGGAAAUGAGUUUAUCUCCAAGUUGACACAUCAGCGGUCAUACGUAUUAAGAAUCCAGCUCAGUGAUUGGGAAGGGAACUCUGGAUACUCACAAUAUGAGCAGUUUAACCUCGAAGGGGAAGCCAAGAAUUACAGGAUAAACAUCAAAGGGUACAGUGGAACGGCGGGAAAAAUAAGCAGUCUCGGAACGCCAGGAAGUGACUUCAGCACAAAGGAUACGGACAACGACAAAUGCGUUUGCAAAUGCUCGCAGCUCACGACGGGAGGGUGGUGGUUCGACGCAUGCGGGCCGUCCAACUUGAAUGGGAUGUACUAUCAACAAGGCCAGAACUCAAACCGCUUCAACGGGAUCAAAUGGUACUACUGGAAGGGCUCGGGCUACUCACUGAAGACCACCACCAUGAUGAUCCGACCAACCGACUUUUGAGUCCCCAUGUCUUUUAAACCACGAGAGGUGAAGGACAGCCAACCACAAACUAUUCUUAAAAAUCGUAACAGUAACCCAAGGUUUUGGGGAUAAUAUUUCUCUGAUCUCCACAUAAAGAAAACAGUUCCCUGGUGAAAUAGGAUAGACAAUUUAAUCCCGCCAGAGGUUUUAAGAGUCAAAGAUUUGUAAAUGUCCUUUUUGUAAAUUGUUUAACGCUUUGACCAUAUCCUCGUUAUGUCUAUGGUACAAUAUGUAUUGUACUUGGGCUAUAACCAUGGCUGAGGUUGAGAUUGUUAAAAGUCACUGUAGAUGAGGGUAUAUCGGUAAAAUAGUACACAAAUGUGUUUUUUACUUUGAUAACAAAUUUACUUUUUCAAAGAGAUUUUGUGUAUAUUUUAUUUAAUUUAUGUCAAGAUGUAAAAGGCUAAUAUUUAACUUUAUCAUGAACUUUACCAUGACGGUGAAUUGUGUUUCAUGAAUGUUUUUUUAAAGGAAGAGAACUUUACAUAGUUUUGCCACAUUUUAGUAAUGACACUGGUUUGGAUUCUUUUGUCAAUUUCAUGGGAGGCGAAAAAUAUGUAUGCACUGACACUGAGCGUCGAAGCCUAAGGAGGCUGGAUGGCCCUCGUUCAAAAGCCUCAACAGGGUGUUUAUACUGAAGGGGAAAGCACUGCUGCCUCUUGCAUUGUGCACUUUCAUGCUUUAAAAAUAAACAACAGCCUGCUGAAAUAAAACCUUUUGGGCCUAUUAACCUAGCCUGGUACAUCAUCAUAUACUUCUGCAGCCGAUGGCGACAAUUAUCUUUACCUAGUAGAAAUCGAAUCCAGUCGAAUUGUGUGGCGAUGUGCUUCGGGAAAACCAGAGAAUGUUUCUGAGGGGGGUUUGUGAAAACUGGAUGAAAAAAAAAAACUCAAGGGAAUCAGUGUGGAAUUAGGUAUUAUUGCUGCAAUUGACCGAAUGACUGCGAUAAGAUUGUGGCAGACAAACUUUGCAAUAAACUAGGAACCACUGUG
Messenger RNA from Gadus morhua (Atlantic cod), 2754 nucleotides. It is a transcript of the gene angpt2a, whose product is annotated as angiopoietin 2a. Gene Ontology annotation, biological process: blood coagulation. The transcript has 9 exons. Bases 251 to 1741 code for a protein of 496 amino acids. The record is from RefSeq and is a predicted model, not a curated record. Lineage: Eukaryota; Metazoa; Chordata; Actinopteri; Gadiformes; Gadidae.